This is a messenger RNA of Grammomys surdaster, 714 nucleotides long. It is a transcript of the gene Smim5, whose product is annotated as small integral membrane protein 5. Bases 8 to 244 code for a protein of 78 amino acids. The transcript is spliced from 2 exons. The record is from RefSeq and is a predicted model, not a curated record. Lineage: Eukaryota; Metazoa; Chordata; Mammalia; Rodentia; Muridae.
UACCAACAUGUCAGCCACAGACUUUGUGGAGGAGAUUCGUUCUGUGGGAGAGAGGCUGCUGCUGAAACUGCAACAACUCCCUCAGGCGGAGCCCGUGGAGCUCGUGGCCUUCUCCAUCAUCGCUCUUUUCACAGCUACCGUCCUGGUGCUGCUGCUGAUAGCCUGCAGCUGCUGCUGUGCUCACUGCUGCUGCUCUGAGAGGAGAGACCGGGAGAUCCCGGUGCGGCCCAGAAAACCCAGAUGAGGGACAACAGCGAGAUGCCUGAAGAGAAGCUGGAUGAGGGCCUUCCAGGACUGUGAUACAGGCUAGCAUCAUGGCCGCUUUACUCCUCCAGACACAGGUUACCUAGGCCCAGUUCUGGCACUGCCCAGGUGACAGGACAGACAUCUGGAGCCUUAUGAAGGAAACAAGUGUCGUUCAAUCUGCUGGUGGACACAGUGCUUAGCUAGCUGACUGUCACACUCAGACCACCACCUGGGUCUUGGGCUAAGCUGAGCCUUUCAAGAGCCUCAUACUUCAGCAGGGAGCAGCUGAUGCUUGUGGGGAGCUGGUUCUUGGGGCUCUGCUGACUUAUGCCACAGAGAAGUAAGCUAAUCAGUGACUUUGUGCAAUUUAUUAGACUCUAAGCCUCCUGCUGAGGGGGAGGAGCAUGUCAGUAUUCUGGCUGAAAUUUGUCUGCUUAUUUCCAAGUAAACACUUUCUGGUUAUGUGUU